AUCUUCUCGGUAAUUUCAGCGACAGAGAAAAGUCAAGUUACGUCAAGUGACGCUGAACUGGAGGAAGACGAUGACCUUUUAAGAGGUGAGAAAAGAUUUUUUGAAAGAAGUCCCCAUGAAGUUUUUCACAUUUACAUCAAAAUUUGCGUAUGUUCUAUGAAUAAGUUUUUGAAACAGCAAAAGAUUGUUUCUUCAAAUUUCAGACUUUGUUAUCGGUAAAAUGAAAACAAAGGAAAAAAACAAGUUACCCUAAAUUAAAGAAGAAUGGGCCAAAAUUGGCCUACUAGGCUUUGUAAAACUCGGUUUUUCUGAGUUUUAGAAGUGCUUACUUGUAAAUCAACACACAAUGUUUUGGAGAUUAACGGAGGAUAUUUGCGUAGUAAGAGUAUUAUCCUUUUGCACUUGAAAAUAUUGUAAACUUGGUCAUUUUUAGUGUGAAAAUCAUAUUCGGCAAGAGAGAGCUGUUGGUAUCUGUGGGCGAAUACCAAUUUUCGAAGUUUUGAAAAAUUUGCAAACGGAUAACUUUUUGAGGCUGCCAAAAGGAAAGCAUUUACGUUAACACAUUUUUUCCCCUUAUUGCGGUUCAGUACGUGUUUAGCAGAAAUUUUACGCAAUUUGAGAAUUCUACGGAGAAGAGGAAGCAUUUUGUCUCGGUCGUAUGGCCUGUUUUGGUCCUCUAAAUAUUUUACGCCCCUUUAGACAGUUAGUCAACACCAGGCCCACGCUGUAAACCACUAGCCAACAAAAUGUGGAGCCGCUGACUUUCACAACAGGCAAAAUGGUACUUCGCGGGAAAGUGAUACUUUCCCAAUCAAAUUUCUCCAGUUAGCCUCUUCGAGUAUGUUCUCAAUAGAUAAUUACAUGUAUGAGAAAAACCAAGUGAUAAAGAGAAAAAUACAAAAAAAACCCUUUUUCCAGCGCACUUUUCUGAACGAUGGUAAAACCACGAACUCGUCACUCUCAGACUCUCAGUACGAUGUUCUUUUUUUUCGUUAUCAGAACAUUCACAAGUUUUAACCUUUUUCGGUCCUGGCUUUGCUUUACUCUAUGCAAUAACUUAUGUGGUUUUACAUUCUAACGUGAAAUUUUGAAAAACGUAGCCCAUGUGUAAAAGGGUCAUUAGAAAGUCUCUCGACCUAAAUGUAAACCGAUCAGACUUGAUGUGGUUAUAGCCAAGCUACAGCUAAAACUCCAAAUAGCUUGCAUAUUUUAAAGAAAACAAAAUACACAGAUAAACUCUCCUGAAGGGCGAUUGUAAACAAAGUUGAGUUAAGAUAGGAUCUUCCGGUGAAACUUGUGAUAUUUUGGAAAACGUAAGCCAGGUGUAAAAGGAGUUUGGAAAGCCUCUCGACCUAAAUGUAAAUUGAUAAACUUGUGGUAAUAGCCAAGCUACAGCCCAGACUCCCAGCAGCUUGCACACAAACAAAAUGCACAGAUAUUAAACUUUUCUGGUUGUUUUUUCUCAUAGCUCUAAGCUCCUUUAACUUAAAAGUUCGUUUGGAUAUAUAGAGUUGGCACCAUCCGUCAAGGGUCGUAUCACUCAUUACUAAAUCAUUAAUACUAAAACGUUGUGUUUUUAGAAAUAGCGAAAGCUUGUCUCGAGGAAGGUAACAAAGAAUACAGACAAGGAGAAGCUAAUAACGCGAUAAACUCGUACACGGAAGGACUUCAAGUGAACUGCAAAGAUAAACGACUGAACGCCAAGCUUUACAGCAACAGGGCAACAGCUCAUUUCCGUUUGGGUAACAAUUUCAUAUGUAAACAUAAAUCUGUCGUGCAGCGUUACAAGAUAACGGAAUACACAAUCCGCAUCAAGAAAAGAAAAAAUUGAGCAAAUGUAGAAAAAUAGCAUACAAACAUAACUCGCCCUGUAGCGGAUGAAAAUUAAGCGAAGAAUGACCCUCGUUACAUUUUAAGCAAUUGUGAUUUUUUUAGGCUUCUUUGUUGCAAUUCCAUAUGAUGACCACUUUUUUAAACCUUAUUUCCUGAAUCUCAUAGAAAACUACGUGGAAUGUCUCGAUGAUGCAACAGUUGUCGUUCAGUUGGAACCCACUUUAAUCAAGGCUAUUAAGAAAGGUGGGUUUUUCAGACAGGAGCCAUCAACAUUCUAUUCUAUGAUUUCGUCAAAAGAGGAUUGUGUGGUUUGUGGCAGGUUACUGCUCCCCAAGUGUCAAUUGUAUCUGGUGUGUCAAUGUCUGUAAUGUGGGUAAAAAGCAUAAGAUAAUGUCAAUAAGCUCUCAAAUACCGCCGCCUGUUUAGUUCACGUUGUAAAGCGCCGGAGGUCGAGGGUUCAAGCCUUAGACCGGACCAUCUCCCUUAGUCUUAAACAUCUGAAGACAAUGUGCUGCCGCCUAAGCUGUGACAUCUGCAAAUGGUUUAAUAUUCUUGUCCCGGAUAAGAACGGAAAACCGUAAGCCCCGUUUCUUGCAUCUUCUCUGUAACUCAAGGAGGCACCUGAAAAAUUCCCUUUCAAAAGUUGUAAACUGCUCAAUGCAGUCUGCCCGAAAACUUCCUCGAAAAGUGCUGAAAAGCGCAUAAUAGCACAUUUAAAUGAAGAAUGUGCGAGAUAAAUUUAUUGUUAUCAUCAUCAAUUGAAGCUUAAUUGGUAGCCGCUUUCCAUUAGCUCCUUAUUGUUUAUUUUCAGUUCUUCUACAAGUUCAAUUUCCUUCAUUAUCAAAAUUUUUGUUCCCAGCUAAAUGGGAAAUUAAGUCCAUUUUAUCAAUACGUUUAUACUUUAACAGUGAUGAAUACUUCGUACCAACAAUUAUUCUCUCCUUUUCAGGAGCCAGAGCUUGUGUCGAACUUUGCUUGUAUAAAGAAGCAAGGAGCUGGUUGCAUAUGGGAUUGGCCGUAUCCUUUAACGAACGCUUCAAACGUGAUACGAGAUGCAAUGCGAGUAAUAUUUCAAGGGAAAUCAAUACGUUCCGGAGAGAUUCUUCAACACAUAAUGGAAGCAAUGUUAUCUUAUACUGCACUGAGCAGUUUAAAGAAGCUAGAAUAUUCUUAAAGAGUUCUUUCGACUAUUCCACGAAACUUUACUCAAAAGAAGAGGCCAUAUUAAUUAAUUCCCGGAAUUUGAGCUGAAUACCCCUCAUUUUUGUCUUCAGACGAGCAUCACCAUGACGACCGAACCUAAACCAAUAAAUACGCUUCAGAGCUAGAUAAAACUCUCCAAUAACUUCAAAUCAAAUCUCCAAAAAAACCCACGUUCGAAUUAUAUUUCCAGUUUUAAGGUUCUAUCUAAUACUCUCACUGUUUUUUUAAAAAUACACAUUUCCAUUGCAUUUUCGCAAAUCUGCUGAUUUAUCGACCCUUGACACGUUUUAAGAUUGAAAAUGACGACAAACGUCUGCUUCGAUUACUAAGGAAGACUAAAGCUAAUCUUAUAGUCAUAGCAAACAGUUCUUCCAAUCUCGGCAACGCUUAUCAAGGUCUAGGACAGUUCACAACAGCCAUCCAGUACCAUCAACGUCAUCUAGAAAUUGCUAAAGAAGUGGGAGACAAGGCCGGAGAGGGAAGAAGUUAUUGCAAUCUCGGCAACGCUUAUCAAGGUCUAGGACAGUUCAAAACAGCCAUCCAGUACCAUCAACGUCAUCUAGAAAUUGCUAAAGAAGUGGGAGACAAGGCCGGAGAGGGAAGAAGUUAUUGCAAUCUCGGCAACGCUUAUCAAGGUCUAGGACAGUUCAAAACAGCCAUCCAGUACCAUCAACGUGAUCUAGAAAUUGCUAAAGAAGUGGGAGACAAGGCCGGAGAGGGAAUCAGUUAUGGCAACCUCGGCAACGCUCAUCGCAGCCUAGGACAGUUCAAAACAGCCAUCCAGUACCAUCAACGUCAUCUAGAAAUUGCUAAAGAAGUGGGAGACAAGGCCGGAGAGGGAAGCAGUUAUGGCAACCUCGGCAACGAUCAUCUCUGUCUAGGACAGUUCAAAACAGCCAUCCAGUACCAUCAACGUCAUCAAGAAAUUGCUAAAGAAGUGGGAGACAAGGCCGGAGAGGGAAUCAGUUAUGGCAACCUCGGCAACGAUUAUCAAGGUCUAGGACAGUUCAAAACAGCCAUCCAGUACCAUCAACGUCAUCUAGAAAUUGCUAAAGAAGUGGGAGACAAGGCCGGAGAGGGAGGAAGUUAUGGCAACCUCGGCAACGCUUAUUGCAGUCUAGGACAAAUCAAAACAGCCAUCCAGUACCAUCAACGUUGUCUAGAAAUUGCUAAAGAAGUGGGAGACAAGGCCGGAGAGGGAGGAAGUUAUGGCAACCUCGGCAUUGCUUAUAACGGUCUAGGACAGUUCAAAACAGCCAUCCAGUAUCAUCAACGUCAUCAAGAAAUUGCUAAAGAAGUGGGAGACAAGGCCGGAGAGGGAAGAAGUUAUGGCAGCCUCGGCAACGCUUAUGACGGUCUAGGACAGUUCAAAACAGCCAUCCAGUACCAUCAACGUCGUCUAGAAAUUGCUAAAGAAGUGGGAGACAAGGCCGGAGAGGGAGGCAGUUAUGGCAACCUCGGCAAAGCUUAUAACGGUCUAGGACAGUUCAAAACAGCUAUCGAGUACCAUCAACGUCAUCUAGAAAUUGCUAAAGAAGUGGGAGACAAGGCCGGAGAGGGAGGCAGUUAUGGCAACCUCGGCAACGCUUAUCAAGGUCUAGGACAGUUCAAAACAGCUAUCGAGUACCAUCAACGUCAUCAAGAAAUUGCUAAAGAAGUGGGAUACAAGGCCGGAGAGGGAAGAAGUUAUGGCAACCUCGGCAACGCUUAUGGUAGUCUAGGACAGUUCAAAACAGCUAUCGAGUACCAUCAACGUCAUCUAGAAAUUGCUAAAGAAGUGGGAGACAAGGUCGGAGAGGGAGGAAGUUAUGGCAAUCUCGGCAACGCUUAUGAAGCUCUACGACAGUUCAAAACAGCCAUUCAGUACCAUCAACGUCAUCUAGAAAUUGCUAAAGAAGUGGGAGACAGGGCCGGAGAGGGAAGCAGUUAUGGAAGUCUCGGCAACGCUUAUGAACGUCUACGACAGUUCAAAACAGCAACUGAGUACCAUCAACGUCAUCUAGAAAUUGCUAAAGAAGUGGGAGACAAGGCUGGAGAGGGAAAAAGUUAUUGCCUUCUCGGUAGGAUUCAUCAGGGUCAAAGAGAGUUGAAUACAGCUAUUGAGUGUUUUCAACGUCACCUAGAAAUAUCCAAAGAAGUGGGAGAUAAGACUGGAGAGGCGUGCUCACUCUGUUCCCUUGGAAGCAGUUUUGAGCGCCAAGGAAAUCUUAUGAUGGCCUUUGAUUGUUAUUACUCGAGUGUAGAAUUGUAUGAUGAUAUCAGGGCCAGUCUUCAACUCAACGAUCAGUGGAAGAUUUGUUAUCGUAAUCAGCACCAAGGAGCAUACAAAGGUUUGUGGUGUACAAAUCUCAAUCGAGGUCAAGUUGUGAAGGCUCUUCUUGCCGUAGAGAAAGGACGUGCUCAAGCUCUGAGAGAUCUCAUGGUCACAAAAUAUCAGCCUGGAGAUUCUGUAAUGCCCAGCGCAUCCCGCACUUCUCUGAGGUGGGUUCCAUUGAGCACAGUUUUCAUAGCUAUUAAUGGACCAUGCGUUUACUUCUGGGUUUGCCUCAGUGAAAAUAAUAUCCAGAUGAGAGAAGUACACGUGAACAAAUACAAGUAUGAGAAUGAAUUGAAAUUUUUCAUCCAGCUACUGAACAAAACUGUUCUUAAGGAGAUCAGUAAAAGAGAUACUGUUACCAUCGAAAAUCCUCCGCUUGACUCGUCGAUAGACGAGGAGGUGGCCAAUGAUGUGAUCCGCGUUGAUGUGAGGCACUCUCAAUCGAGUGCUUUAAAGAAGCUGCAUGACAUCAUCGUCACUCCUAUUGCUGACCUCAUCGAAGGCAACGACGAGAUCACAAUCGUUCCUGAAGGGCCAUUUUGCCUUGUACCUUAUGCAGCGUUGCAGGACUCCAACUCAUCUUAUCUAAGUGAUUCUUUCAGAAUUCGUGUGCUUCCCUCUCUGACGACCUUGCAACUAAUUCAUGAUUGUCCAGCUGACUUUCACAUGAAGACUGGUGCAUUGCUUGUCGGCGACCCAUGUUUCAAACACAUCAUCUAUGAGGGAAGACGUUUGAUGCAACUUCCAGGAGCAAGAAAAGAAGUGGAGAUGAUCGGACGUAUCCUCAAUGUCUCCCCUCUCACUGGAGAAAUGGCAACAAAAGAUGCAGUGUUAAAACGAAUAUCAUCAGUGGCCUUAGUUCACAUAGCAGCACACGGUAAAAUGGAAACUGGAGAAGUUAUUCUGGCACCAAACACCACAGGAGAUAACCCUCAGCCGUUAGAGAAAGACUAUCUACUGACGAUGAAAGAUGUCAUAGAAGCUGGGUUGCGAGCACGUCUGGUUGUACUUAGCUGCUGUCACACUGCUCGUGGGGAGGUCAUGGCCGAGGGUGUGGUCGGCAUGGCGCGUGCACUUUUGGGUGCCGGUGCCAGAUCUGUUGUGGUAACCUUGUGGGCGAUUGGCGACGAGGGAACCCUGGAGUUCAUGAGUUUCUUUUACGAUGCACUUUCCAAAGGCAAGAAGGCAAGUGAAGCUCUCAAUCAGGCCAUGAAGUGUACGAGGGAAAUUGAAAAGUUCAAAGAGGUGAUUUACUGGGCACCAUUUGUACUCAUUGGUGACGACGUCAACCUGGAUUUCAAUGAGAUUUAG
This is a messenger RNA of Pocillopora meandrina, 6664 nucleotides long. Lineage: Eukaryota; Metazoa; Cnidaria; Anthozoa; Scleractinia; Pocilloporidae. The record is from the annotation of a GenBank genome assembly.